Durusdinium trenchii is the source of this 579-nucleotide messenger RNA. The record is from the annotation of a GenBank genome assembly. Lineage: Eukaryota; Dinophyceae; Suessiales; Symbiodiniaceae.
AUGGGGAAUUGCUUUCAGGGAUGCUCGCAGCCACUGGCAGUUGCCAAAUGUGAGGUCUCCCCACAGGGAAAGGGCUGCCCAGGAGCACCCCAGGUGGAAGGCAAUUGCACAGGAACCGUCACUUUCACACAGGAGACGGAAAACCGUUGCAAGAUUGAGUACGAGGUCAAGGGGAUGACACCAGGCUUCCAUGGAUUCCACGUCCAUGAAAAGGCGGACUUCAGUGACGGCUGUACCAGUGCUGGACCGCACUUCAAUCCUUUCAACAAAUCUCAUGGGGCCCCGUGGGAUGAGGAGAGGCAUGUUGGUGAUAUGGGCAACAUCGAAGCCGACUCGAGCGGAGUCGCGCGUGGCGUUUUGUAUGACCACCUUAUCAAGAUCAUCGGCCCGGCAGAGUUCUCAGUGGUCGGCCGGAGUGUCAUGGUCCAUGCUGAUCCUGAUGAUUUGGGUAAAGGUGACAACUCUCAACCGGGUCCUCCUCCAGUGAACGGCAAGGCUUCCAAGGUGACUGGGAAUGCGGGCGCUCGCAUUGCAUGUGGCAAGAUCAUCCUAAUUACCCAAGACUCGAGCGGAGAAUGA